Molecule: messenger RNA, 483 nt
Organism: [Candida] anglica
Lineage: Eukaryota; Fungi; Ascomycota; Pichiomycetes; Serinales; Debaryomycetaceae
Source: the annotation of a GenBank genome assembly
GUGGGACAGAACAUAUAUAUGGUGUAAAUAAAACGGUAGGGAAACUAGACUUGGCAGAGAUUUAUAGUAAAACAAUAGCGACUAUAUCACUCCGUGUCUAAUAAAAACAAGAAUAAUAAUAAUAAUAAUAACUUUAAUCGAGAAAAAAAAAAGAAACUUCUAAAUUACGAUACUACGAAAUAAAUUAUUUCCCGGGCAUGAAGUGCAAACUCUAUUGAGAAGAAAGUACACGAUAAACCGGGAGUAUUGCUAUGGGAAACCUGAUAAAACAAAAAAUCCUUAAAAACAAAAAUAGCGAUGAUGUUGGAGACUGUCUGGAUAGACCGGACACCAUCAUUGGAAGCGCCAAAGACCUCUGUCCCAGAAAAAAUCCAUUCAAAACGAGUGGAUCUUUCCCAGAAUGGCGUAAACCGGCGAAGUCCUUAACUAGGCUUUUGUUUUUAUAGGUACAAUCCGUUGGUAAUCAAAUUGAUAAAGAAGAAA